AUGGAUGCGGACGCACUGAGACAAUUCACUCGGCGCAUCGUGAGACUGGAUCAAAACUGGGGUCUUGCUCAGCCACGAAUCAUCGGUCAAGUUCGCAAAUGGCGUAUCGGCGAGCGCUCCAUCUUGGAAUCCAACUGUCUUUUUCAAUUCCCAACAUCUGAAAUGUUUAUAUUCCAUUCCAGCAAGCUACUCAAGUGCUUCAACUGCGCGACAAACCAGAAUUCCACGGUCCUGGACCUCAACGCUUAUGUCCGUGCUGCCUCGUUUGACAUCCUACCCGACCAGUCCGUAAUCAUGGGUCUUGCAUUGAGAGGCGGACCGAGGUUUAACACCUCUAUGCUUGUGUUUGCGCGACUCGAACUGAAUUCCGACAAAACGGCGGUGACCGGUACAGUUCUCCUUCGUCAAACCCUCACCGACGAAUCAGACUGUGAGAAGCCGUUCGUGAGUGCGACCAUUGUUGGCGCCGUCCGCAGCCGGGACAAAACGACGGAAGUUUUGGCAUAUAACCUCUUGAACAAAACUUCGACCAUUAUCGAAACAGACAUACCAAUAGAUUAUACGAUUAGUCGGCGACUCGAGUUUUCAUUUCAUGAGGAAAACUUGUACAUGCUGGCUGACGACUGCACGAAAGCAUACAUUUACUGCUGCCCACGGGACAUGCUUCCCUACGACCAAACCUCGGACACAAGCUACUCGAUUUGCUAUCGCGCGCUCCGUCCCCUCCGAUUUGCAAACUCGACAUGGAAACGGCGAACGAUGGUGUCGUCGCAGAUGUACCGCAAUGCUAGUUUCGUCAAAGUCCACGAUGUGAUGGGCCCGCCCGGGUCCACCUUUGGCACGAGCUUCCGCUUCUGGCAGAGGGCCGACCGUCUCGGAGAAAAAGAUCUCGUGCAGGAAACCAUAGUCCCUGGGGUGUGUCCCGGUGAACUCACGCUUCAAGUGGGGCUCACGGGCCACCAUGUCGUCGCGGCAUUGCUUGGCCCUGGCCAAAGCGGCUUCACGCUCACCCUUGUCUCCAGCAAUCCUGAAGAAGGAUCGUGUUCAAGCCACCAGCUUCAGUUACCCGUGGACUGGAGCGCGCCACCACCGAAUAUACUCAGCGUGGAUGACUACCAGGGCGUCGUUUGGCUCGCAAGUCAUGGAAAUUUGCUAGCUGUACCAUAUGCUUAG
This is a messenger RNA of Mycena indigotica, 1173 nucleotides long. Its product is annotated as F-box domain-containing protein. The record is from RefSeq and is a predicted model, not a curated record. The coding region runs from base 1 to 1173 and encodes 390 amino acids. The transcript is spliced from 3 exons. Lineage: Eukaryota; Fungi; Basidiomycota; Agaricomycetes; Agaricales; Mycenaceae.